ACAGGGCCGUCUUUCAUUACUUGGAGGCCCUGGGCCUACUUAGAUUGGAGGCCCAUUUAAGGAGACGAAAAAUCUUGAAAUUGUUUAAAAACCAGUAAUAUUGACCGUUAUAAUUUUUCUUUAAAAUAAGUUAUAGCUGAAUUGCCGCAUUUUUGUGUAUCUAGAAUUUUUCACCACUCACUAUAAUAGACGGUAAGUAUUUUUUAAUAAAUACAAGAUAUAUAUUUGUAUAUAAAAAUAUAUAUAUACGCGUAUUUGUGUAUCUACAUACUAUAAGUAAGUAUAUUUUUAGAUUUACGCGCAAUUAGCUUGGCGCCAAGAAUUUUAUUUUGACACGUACGCGCAGGGACUAUCGGUUUUUCCAAUAACAAUGCGGACUGCUGGUAAACAUGUUUAUACAUGUUCUACGGCAACAACGUGUUGUAAGCUACGCGCCGUUAAAGCUACGAGAUAUUUUUUUUAGUUUAAUGAUUCGUGUUUGUGUUUGUUGAUUUUAAAUAUUAAAAUGCAUCGAAUUCACUCUAGCGGGGCAGCAAAAAGAAAAAAAGCUAAAGAAGGUAAAAUUCAAACUUCAAAGUUGCCGAAGAUAACUAAUUUUAUUAAUGUUCAAAGUGUUCAAGAAGCAGAUAUUGCUGCAAGCGUAUCUAAUGAGCUUGGGCCAAUUGACGAGACAGAACAUUCGGAAUCCAAUGAUAAAACAUUGCUUCCUUUGCCCGAGAAUUCAGAGAUUUUAAAUCAUAAGUGUACAGAUGAUUCUGAAAAUCUCAAUACAAUUACAAAAUAUUCAACAGACUUAGCAUCCUGGAAAGAUAUCAACGAAGAUUUACGAAACUAUUGCUUGCAAAAAGAUCCAUCUUUUUUUCAUAAUAAGAAUGUUGAAUAUACAAAAUCAGCUAGAAUUUAUGACGAAAGUGAGAAACAGAAAAUAAGAUUUUUUCAUUCAUCUCUUUUUUAUCGCAAUUUGCACAACGGAGAAACUGUAGAACGAGACUGGCUUUCUUAUUCUACAUCGACCGGUAAUAUUUAUUGUUUUAUUUGCCGCUUAUUUUCAAAUGAACGAAAUCAAUUCGCGCUUUUUGGAUUUCGUGACUGGAAGCAUCCAGAGCGUAUUGUAGACCACGAAGAGAGUCGAUCUCAUAAGGCUUCUUUGAUAACGUACUCUAAAAGAAGAAAAAACUUAAAUUUGAUAAAUACACAAAUGACGCUUCAAUUAAACAAUGAAAAAAAUUACUGGACACAAGUUCUUCGUAGAAUCACUGAUGUUAUUAAGUUUCUUGCUUCUAGAGGUCUAGCUUUUCGAGGCAGUAAUCAAAUAUUUGGGUCAACGCAAAAUGGAAAUUACUUAGGAAUUUUAGAACUUUUAAGCGAAUACGAUAGUUUUUUAAAAGAUCAUAUUAAGACUUACGGAAAUAAAGGGCACGGAAUAACAUCAUACUUAUCUGCGAAUAUUUGCGAAGAAUUUAUUGAAUUAAUGGGGAAACAAAUAUUUUUUUAUAUUAUCAAAGAAUUAAAAAAAUCGAAAUAUUACUCGAUUUGUGUUGAUUCUACGCCCGAUGUUUCGCACACAGAUCAGUUAGUUUUUGUAGUUCGCUAUACAACUGAUAAAGGUCCCAUCGAGCGCUUUUUAUUAUUUAUCCCAAUUGAGCAACACAAGUCUGAAUAUUUAAGUGAAGUUGUAAUUAAUUUUUUACAUGAACAUAACGUCGAUAUUCAAGACUGCAGAGGACAGUCAUAUGAUAAUGCCUCGAAUAUGUCAGGACAAUACUCAGGCUUGCAAGCGAGAAUCAGAGAAAUUAACAAAUAUGCUAUUUACAUUCCUUGCGCCGGGCAUUCUUUAAAUUUAGUCGGCACUAAAGCAGCUGAGUGUGUUCCGGAAGUCGUAGCUUACUUUUAUUUAGUGCAAAAAUUGUAUACAUUUUUUUCAUUAUCGACUAAUAGAUGGCAACAACUUUUGUCAGCUUUAGGACCGGAAAAUAAAACCUUAAAAAGUCUUUCGACUACUCGAUGGUCAGCUCGUUGCGAUGCCAUAACUGCCUUGCAUAACGGUUAUGAUAAAAUAUGUACAGUUCUCGAAAAAAUAACACAAGAUCAAAACACAGCUAAAGAUACGAAAUACGAAGCGCAGUCAUUGUUUAAAAAAUUUAAAAAAUUUGAAAAUAUAUUUUUAACUAUUGUGUGGAACGAUCUUUUGAGUCGUAUAAACGAUGUUAAUGUAACUUUUCAAAAAAAAAACAUGAAUUUACAAGUAGCUACUCACCUAUUAGCAUCUUUAAAUUCGUAUUUGAAUGAUACUAGAGAUAAGUUUAAUAAUUUUUUAGUAAAAGCUAAAAAUUUUACGGUAUUAAGUGAAGAUUCGUACAAUCAGAGAAUAAAAAAAAUUAAUACCAGACUAACUUAUUUCGAUGGACCUUCCAAUGAACAACUUUUUAAUUCCGAUGAUAAAUUAAGAAUCAAAAUUUUUUUACCUAUUAUUGACUCUGUUUGUACUGAUUUGAAGAAAAGACAAGAAGUUUAUGAUAAAUUAAAUGAAAAUUUCACAUUUUUUACGACGCUCCAAAAAAUCAAUAGCAAACAAAUCGAGGACGCUUGUGAAAACUUGGCAAAUAUCUAUGAUAAAGAUAUCACAGCGGAAAAUUUAAUUUCUGAAUGUUUACAUUUUAAACAUUAUUUAAACGAAACUUGUAACGAUGAUGAGGUAUUACUAAUUCCUGAUUUGUUUGAUAAAAUUAAAAAAGAUUGUAUUAGUUCUACUUUUCCUAAUAUUGAAAUUUGUUUACGCAUAUAUUUAAGUUUGAUGAUAACUAAUUGUACUGGCGAGCGUUCAUUCUCUUAUUUGAAAUUUUUAAAAAGCGAUGUAAGAAAUUCGAUGACCCAGUCCAGGCUAAACUAUUUAUCUAUCAUGUGCAUGGAAUCUAAUUUAUUAAAUGAAAUAGAUUUUAAUGAUUUGAUUAACGACUUUUCGACUACAAAAUGUCGUAAAAAACUGUUUAAUCGGAGUAUAUAAUCAAUUGUAGAAGGAAUAUCUAUAUGUGUGUGUGUAUUAUGUUUAAUGUAAAGUUUUAUGUUUAAAAUAAAUUUAUUUCAUUUUGUUCAA
This is a messenger RNA of Daktulosphaira vitifoliae (grape phylloxera), 3094 nucleotides long. RefSeq names its product zinc finger MYM-type protein 1-like. The record is from RefSeq and is a predicted model, not a curated record. The transcript is spliced from 3 exons. The coding region runs from base 506 to 3004 and encodes 832 amino acids. Lineage: Eukaryota; Metazoa; Arthropoda; Insecta; Hemiptera; Phylloxeridae. Gene Ontology annotation, molecular function: protein dimerization activity.